Molecule: messenger RNA, 7598 nt
Organism: Polychytrium aggregatum
Lineage: Eukaryota; Fungi; Chytridiomycota; Chytridiomycetes; Polychytriales
Exons: 8
Coding region: 392-7339 (2315 amino acids)
Biological process (GO): ubiquitin-dependent protein catabolic process via the N-end rule pathway; protein ubiquitination
Cellular component (GO): ubiquitin ligase complex; cytoplasm
Molecular function (GO): ubiquitin protein ligase activity; zinc ion binding
Source: RefSeq, a predicted model, not a curated record
CAUCCCUGGCCGCCCGACCUCCCCCUCCAACGACAAAACGUCCGAGCGAAUCUUCACCGCAACCCGAGCUGCCGAGCGGGUCUUCGAAAACAGGCGUCCCCGCGACUUCAUCUGUCUCCUCCCUCUCGGCCAUCUGCUUGCUGGCACGGCCCUGGGGCUGUUUGUACUUGUGCUCUGUGAUCGUUUCGAGAUUUGGACUUUCCGGCUCCCGGCCGAAGCUUUGCAGCGACAACCGCUUGCCAUCGGCUCGUUGCUCUUCAGCCCAUCUGUUCUCUGGCUCCCCAUAUCCGUCGGCACGUUUUUUCUCAUCCGCUCUCUCCUGUUUCGGCAGCCACGACCACUUGUCCAAAUCGAACCCCCCAUCCUUCGCCCUCCACGUCUAGCUGUCACCAUGACGGACCAGGACCUCGAUGCCACUCGCCUCCCUCCCUUGGCUCUCAACGCCGAGGGAGCAUCCGCCUUCGACCCAUAUAUCUUUGCCCUGCUGCACCACGAUGUGCCGCUCUUCCUCCAAAGCAAUAUUGAAUCGGUAUCCUGCCCGCUGCCCGUGCCAUUCCAAUACCGUAUCAUGAAGCUCAUCACCGAGAGGAUCGUCUCGCUUGAUCCCUCUGUGGCGGAGCUUUCUCGGACGCUUUUCUUCUCGGGGCACGGCAACAACGCCGAUCAUUUCCUGGAUGUCUCUUCGGAGUCGAACCUCGUCGAUCCGGGCCAUGCUGAGGUCGAGUACACAGGCAAACCUUGUGGGAAGAUGUUCAAAGCUGGCGACAUGAUAUAUCGCUGCGCAACCUGUGCAUAUGACGGCACCUGCGUGAUGUGCUCCGUCUGCUUCCACUCGACCGAUCACACCGGCCACGACACUAGCUUUCACGUUUCGAGCUCGGGAGGGGGAUGCUGUGACUGCGGGGACUCGGAAGCAUGGCGAAUCGAUCUUGGCUGUCCUUACCACUACCCCAAUCCCGAAUAUUCUGCCGGCCCCGCCGGAGCAGAUCCGAACACGCAUUCACAAAACGCGAUAACCCCACUCCCCAAGGAACUUGUCGGGGCAAUGCGCGCAGUGUUGGCAUCCAUCAUCGACUACAUCAUCGACUCCUUCAAGGACUCGACGACGCAUUCCGAGAUGGACCUUGAAGCCAUCAAGAACGCACACCGUGACGAGAUCGAGAUGGUGGAGCGCUCUCUGCAAACUGCGCAUCCUAUGGAGGCCCCUACAUAUGCGUGCAUUCUCUGGAACGACGAAUAUCACUCAUUUCAAGAUGUGAUCCAGGUUACCGAGGCUGCGCUUCACAUUGACGAAGCCGCUGCCCAGGCGAUUGCCGAGGCGGUCGAUGCAUACGGUCGUCAUAUCGUGCGCACAUCACCCGAUAUCUCCUCGCUGAUCACUGCCGGAACCCUAAUGGCUCGGAUCAAACUCGGCGUCACCAUCAGGAGCGUCUGCAAGACCGUCCGCGAAGAAAUCUCCGCCAUCAUCUUGAUGUGGCUCAAACUGAUGCUACAGCGGCUUCCAAGCGCUCCACAGAGGAUUGGCCAGGUUCAGUACGAGUCCAUCAAGGCUGUAUUCAUCCAGGUCUUUUGUGAAGAACUCUUGAAGAAGCCCAUGCGCAAUCUUUCGCCAUUCAAAGGCAGGGUGCACGAUCUUCCAGCCGACAUCGGCAAUGUCGUUCGCCAAGCCAGCCCAGCAGACGACUCGUCUGUGGAAGCCUCCGAUGCACUCAUCCUCAUGCCGAUCACGAGCCAGCGCAUCGACCACUUUUUCCAGCUGGACAGCCUGCUGUGGAAAAAGGUGCGGCUUGUCCUUCGCGAGCUGUACAUUUCCACGUUUGUCGUGUCGGGCGAGGACACCAAGCGCCAAUUCGGUGUUUUGUUUGCGCGCAACUAUCUUAGGCUAGCGUCUCUGUACCUUCUGAACGAUCGCGAGUUCGACAUAUCCAUCAUGAACCUCUCGGUCCAGCUCUUCACCGUCCCAACGCUCUCACAGCACCUGCUGGCCAACACCAAGUUCUACAAAACCUUGAUAAGCAUCCUCAAAGCCUGCUGCCUGAACGAAAUAGUAGGAUCUCCGCAGGACGGUCAGUUCAUUGACUUUGUCAAUGCUUGCAGCCAAACCUAUCUGCCGUACUAUCCCCGCUUGCCGUGCGAGAAGGAGCUGUCGGACAAUCGUCGUAUGUGGCAUAUUUAUCACGACAUCAAAUACUUGAUUUCAUCGGCUGGUGCGAAGGAAAUCUUCCGACGCCAGAGCAGCGAUCUUGAGUGCAGUCUCGAUCUGUACACCGUUUGGCAGGGACUCAACCCGCAGAGCCGUCAGACGCUCCGCCAUGUGCUCUAUGAAAGCAGCGCCUGGAUCACAGCGUUCAACAUGAGUGCUCAGUCACACAUCCAAACGAAGCUCGCCGCCCAGUGCUUCGAACCGAUCCCCACGCAGAGCAUGCGCGACAAUUUCCGAUGCUUGCUCGACGCCAUCAUACGGACGAUUGGCCGCGUGGCGUCGUGGACGCUAUUUGAUCACCAAGUCUUUUUGGAGCAGCAAGCCUCUGCCCUCAGAGACGAGCGCAUCACCCACGGCUUCCAUCACGUUAGCUUGAAGGGCCUACCUAUCAGCGCACAUGUGCCUUACUUUCUAGUCGAGCAGUUUCCGGUCUCGCUGCACCAUCCUCUCCACUGGUUCUUGUCGUUCUUGUUCAAGCAUCUCGGCCCGUGUCUCCAGCAAAUCUCUUCCGAAGAGGAGGCGUCAUGGAUGCCCUGCUCCAGGACCGAGAUCUGGAAACGUGUCUUCCAGAUCGCCGCGAUCCAGCUCAAUCCCGAGCAUUUGGUCCCCCAGUCCGGCAACCACCCCCCAUCUUCCCAGUCGCCCGGCCUCCAAGAAAUCUAUCCAAAGACAAAUCCCCAAUCGCUCCUGCACACCUUGGCGGAUCAGAAGCGACUGCUGCUGUUGGUGGAUUACUCGAUUCGAUCGACCGUCUUCAUCACCCAGAUUCGGGCCAACAUGUGGGUCCGCAACGGUGCAAACUCCAUGUUCCCGCAGGCCAUCCACUACGGCAGCGAUUUGCUGCGCGAGUGCUACGACAUGGAUCUGUUCCUGAUCCAGAUCGGGUCCCUGCUUUUGGAGCCGUCAGUGUUUGUGCUCAACAUCCUGGACCGGUUCCGAAUCCUGCGAUGGCUCAACCAGUACGGCACCUAUCCUGAUCUGCGGGAUCUGCAGACCGCAACUAUACCCGAAUCCGUCUUCAACGAGCCGCAGGAAAGCUUGAUCCGAUUGAUUGCCGAGGAGCUCGUCUUCUUCUUCAUUACGCUGGUAUCGGAGCGGUCGCUUGCCAGCAACCUCGAUCUCCGGUCGCAAGCCGAACGCGAGCUUAUCCACCUGCUCGCCACCAAUCCAAACGGACUCCCAUAUUCCAAGAUCACCAAAAAGACCCCUGAUCGUUUUUUGAGCAUUCACGAAACGAUCCCGAGCGUCCGAUUCGACGAUAUUCUGUCCUCGCUGGCACGUUUCACCUACCCAAUGUCCGUCGAGGACAAGGGCAAGUACACGCUCAAGGAGGAACACUACCAGCAAGUUGAUCCCUAUUAUUGGCAUUACACGCGCAACCAGCGCGAUUCGAUCGCCGAGGUUCUGAAGCAUGUUCACAAAAGCCAAAUGGACCGAGUCGGUGCCACGUCCGGCAGCGCACAGGUCUAUGGAGGCUCGGGCCGCCUCACCUACUGCGUCGACGAACUGUCGUUGCCUGUGCUGCGCAAACUUGAUCCCUCGUCAGGACUGGCCCGCUUGGGUGACUUUGUGCAUGAUCCCAUAUUCGUCGAGAUGCUCCGGGUCAUGCUGCUCAAGUACACGAUCGAGUCUCGCCGAAAUCAGAGCAUCAAGCCCAGCGACACGAUCGUCAACGAGCUGAUCCAUAUGGCACUGAUUGCUGUGAUGAUGGAGACUGAAUCCGGCCCUCGUGGGUUCUCCAAACAUGCCUCUGGUGAAAGCUCUCAAGACUCGGAUCGCAGCACCGGCUUGCUCAACGGCGAUUCACUACUCGGCCUCUUGCUGUUCUUGAUCGAGGAUGGCGCCCUCGAAGAUCAGCUCUCCCGCAUCAAGUUUAUCGUAUCCUCUGUGGCCGCAAUGGAAGGCAAUAUCUCUGGUCGAGCGCUUGUCGACAAGUGGCUGGAGGAGCUGGCUCAGAAAGAACUCGAGGCAUCAAGGCUACGAUUGGCCGCCUCUGCCGGUGCUGACCCGGGCGUCGGCCUGGGAGGCCAUCCUGGUGCCGCAUCAGGACAGAGUGAGCAGAAUCUCUCUUCCGCCAACGCCAGCACUGCAGGCGGGUCCGAGGUGCCGCUGAGCGAAGCUGAAAAGAAACGACUUGCCGCUAAGGCGCGACAAGCCGCCUUGUUGGAACAAAUGGCGAAACAGCAGCAGAGCUUUGUCGAAAUGAAUCGUGCUGACUAUGACGACGGCGACGACGAUGGCAGCGACGAUGGGAACGGAGACGACGCCAUGUCUGCUGAUGCCGAGCCCCGGAUCGACCGGGUCGCGAUGCUCGAGGGCGACCACUACCACACCCGUGAGUACAAGUUCCCCACGGGCAACUGCAUCGUCUGUCAGGAGAAGACCAAACCCGGCGGCCCGCUCUAUGGCCUGCUCGGAUUCAUCCAGCCAAGCCGGAUCCUGCGCCAUGUCGACUUCCAUCAAACUAGCACAAUAACGCAGGCUCUGGACAUGCCAGCGUCGCUCGAUACCCCGCAGCGCAGACACAUCGAGCCCGAUGGCGCCCCCCAGCGCCCCUCGUCCGCCGGUGUUGGUGCCGCCGAUGUCAAGCGACAGGGAAAGCGGCCUAUGCACGCCGACAGACGACCGGCGAUCAAAAAUGUUGCCCCUCCGCGAUCGACGUUCGGCAUGCACUCGACCACGUGCGGACAUUUGAUGCAUUCCACAUGCUUUAUGGCCUACCAACACUCGAUCUCCCAGCGAUACGCCGACGAGAUCCUGAGCGCCCGCAACCUACCCGAGAAUCUUGCCCACAAAGAGUUCCUCUGUCCGCUCUGCCAGAGUCUCGGCAACUGCUUCCUGCCCGUGAUCUGGGCCGACCGCAAGGAGCAUAUCCUCGAGCGCGAGGCAAGCACGCCUGGUCAUACGGCACCUGGAUCCCUCGAUGCCGAAAUGAGGCUGUGGUGGGAUUCCCGUCUGAGCCCCUUUGUGGCCGCGGUAGACACCCUGGAUGAAGUCGCACAGGUUACGCCACAGACAGCGGAUCCUAUGGAAGUCGAUGAGACAUCUGCGGAGCUCCUACAGCCGGAAGCUGAAAGCGGGCCCAGUACAGACGUUCCAGUCCGGCUGGGGAUCGACACGAUCAUGGAACUCGUGGAUCCGCGCGGCGAGUUCCAGCGCGGCAACGGUGCCGAUGCCGAUGCCGUCAUCGAGCGAUUUUUCGGUUCCUUGAAUCGAAUAGGAGGGCGUGCCGCGCGGGAUACGGAUGAAGAUGGAACUGAGGAUCUCGAUCUGCUCGAAGAUACGAUCCCGGUCGGAGAAACCGGCAUAACCAUCAGCUACCGCCUGGAUGAAGAUGAAGACGACGAGGGCGACGACGACGACGACGACGACAGAGAAGACACCCACAGCAUCGUCGUCCACCGCGCACCAACCACGGCCUCGGAAAGCUGCAGGAUAUUUGAGAUGUGGCUGACCAAUCCCGUCAAAUCUGUGUAUCUCGGGGUUGACCCCGGCUACAACGGCGAUAGCAUGGAGCUCAAUGAGCUCGAUCUGCUUUGGGAGCUUUUCUCUUACUCGAUUGCGGCCCUCGAAAUCGGAAGUCGGGGCGCCCCUCGAAAGGCUGCAUCUUCGCCGGGCAGUGCAACUGCCUCCACGACGGUGCCCGAAGGGGAAGGCGUUGGGGUCUUGCAGACCCUGACAGCCAACCAGACGGCCUUACUGUCCGUGCUGUCGACGUCCAUAUUGGCAUAUACAGAUGCUCUCACCAAGGUCCGAAACGUCAGUCGCCUGAAGCAAAUGGGCCGCGAUCUCGUCCGGUCCCUGUUCUAUGGGAUCGCUGUGUCCUCGGAUGCCCCAAGCGAUGCCAAUGGCCACCAGCUGCUUCCCGUCCUCAUGGAAGAUUCCUUUUCGACUCUCGUCGAGAUCUCAAUGGCGGCUGUUCCACUUGCGGAGCUUGGAACUGAAGAGGAUGUCUUCAACUGGGUACGAACCUUCUGGAUCAUGGAAGUAACCAAGUGUGCGAUUGCGGUGAUUGAGAGCGUGGGUCUGCGCGACGAGCCGUGGAUUCGAGACGAGAAAAUUGCGCGAGUCGUAUCGGACCUGCAAGAUCCCUCGGUCCAACCGGGGGCGAGUGCCGACGGCGAUGGCGCUGCCCAAUUUAUCGACUGGAUCAUGACGACCAUGGCCGUCUCCUCCGAAGCCGUUGCCAAGGUCCGCGCCACUCUGGACGGCGCGCUGCUGAUCCGCUUCUGCAAGUCCUUUGGCUUGCCAUUCCUGCGCAAAUCCACCAUUCUGCUCGCGGCGCGAUUCGGCCUCAGUCCAUCAAGCACCUACCACGACAACUCCCCAGGUCUGUGCGAGUAUGAGCGCCUGCUCAAGUAUCUGCGUCUGCCAUCGGUGGAGCAGGUCCUUUCGCCCCACUUCACCGACGAAGAUAGUUUCCUCUCCAAGCUGAUCAAGGGUUGGUGUCUCCAUCUGACUCACUAUCGUGAGCAAAAGGCCAAGGGAGCCGCACUCGCCGGUGGACUCGAAACUCCCCCACAGCUCGGAACACCUCCGACCAGCCACCGCGCCGGUGCAUAUGCUAGACCCUCCACCAGCGCAUCCUCGUCAGUCAUGGAAGCCACCGAAACCAGCUCACGACGAUCUCUCACAGCCUCGUCGGCCGAGAGCCUGAUUGUGCUCAACAACCCAUGUGUCUUCGAGCUGUAUCCGCUGCCCAACUCGGUGUUCGAGCUUCUUUCUGAAUCCUACACAGUCAUAUGCCCCAACUGCAAGACCAUCCCAAGCGAUCCGGCCCUCUGCCUCCUCUGUGGAUCGGUUGUGUGCAGCCAGACAUACUGCUGCCACAAAAACGGCAAGGGCGAAUGCAACCGCCAUAUGGAAGUUUGCAGUGGCCAGAUCGGGAUCUAUUUCAGUAUCAAGAAGUGUGCCAUCUUGCUCUUGCAUAAUGGCACAAAAGGCGCCCUGCUCCCCUCGCCGUAUCUGAACAGCCAUGGCGAAGCUGAUAUGAACAUGACGAUUGGCCGUCCUCAGUAUCUGAACCAGAGACGCUACGACGAGAUCCGCAAGUUGUGGCUGACCCAUCAAGUCCCAGCCAUGAUUGCGCGCAGAAUCGAGGCCACUUACGACACCAACCGAUGGGAAAUGCUCUGAGGCAUUCUCAGCCACGAUCCUGGGGACCUGAGACAGCCCUGUUUCCGGCUAUCUUGACCGCUACUGGUCUCGGUCACCUCACCAAUCUCCGCCUGGCGCCCAGUGUCCAUUGCCCAGCGCCGAACAUCCUCGCUCCCGAGCGGCCAUAGGCGCUUGAUUUGACAGCACGUCGCCACCCAUCCAUCACCAACGAAGUUUUCUUGCCUGCCUUGCCAUCCGCCUCUCGGACCCUAAGUUUGUGCAAAUGGUGUAGUUUCAA